AUGGGCGGCACUUUCAAGGGAGAGAAUGAGCUGAUUCAGAUAACAAUGAUCGACUUUCUGUCAGGCAAGAUAUUGCAGAGCUGUCUUGUCAACCCCUCAAGGCCUAUUAUAGACUGGCGUGAGGAUAUCACCGGUAUAAGCGCUGUUAGUAUGCAGGAGGCCGUUGCAGAAAACAAGGUCCUGCAUGGCUGGGAAGCCGCUCGUGCUGAGCUUUGGCGAUUCGCUGAUAGAGAGACAAUUCUCAUCGGACAAUCUGUCUACAACGACUUGAAGGUAUUGCACGCUUCUCACUCGAGAAUCAUCGACUCGGCUAUCGUUACUGCCGAAGCCGUGCUGGGGAAGGAUUUGAAGAUUCGAAAGAGAUGGGGCCUGAUGACGCUCUGCGACGAGCUCCUAGGAAUCCAGAUUCGCAAACCCUCCCAAACGGGUGGGUGUGGAGUUCACGAUGCUUUGGAAGAUGCUCUUGCAACGAGAGAGGUGGUGCUGCUAUGUGCCCGAGAGCCAGACAAGCUGAGACACUGGGCUAACGCAGCGAGAAAGGCUUUCUUCAAGAAAAAAAUCCGGGGCAGCAAGCAGACGCGCCAUCGACCUAGAAGCAGACUACCUGCAAGGCUUCCCCAAGGCAGCUUGAGGGACGACUACGACGAAACAUUGAGGUGGGAGGAUGUGGUGGACUGGGCAAUUUGGCCGAAAUCGCCUCCCGACUGGGACUAG
Molecule: messenger RNA, 714 nt
Organism: Colletotrichum navitas
Lineage: Eukaryota; Fungi; Ascomycota; Sordariomycetes; Glomerellales; Glomerellaceae
Product: exonuclease
Exons: 2
Coding region: 1-714 (237 amino acids)
Biological process (GO): ribosomal large subunit assembly; rRNA processing
Cellular component (GO): nucleus
Molecular function (GO): exonuclease activity; nucleic acid binding
Source: RefSeq, a predicted model, not a curated record